UGCAAUCCGGAUGGGAUGUAGAUGAAGAGACAGGCCAUUCCACAGCAUUCCCAACUGGGAGGAGAAUACAUCGCGCGCGCAAGGAUAUAUAUAUGAUGCUAAUGAUGUGCCACACAACUGUGAAUGAAUCUCUGUGGAUUAACGCUGCACUUUACAGCUCGUUUUUUGUAGUUAAACGAUCUCCGUCCAGUUUUUCAGUCUCGUUCCAGAGGACAGCAGAUGGGACCGAAUAGGCUGUCCUUUUUUCACAAAUUUAAGAACCAAAACAGCAAUGGAUGCCAUGCCUGAGUAUUCCCUCUUCCUCGUGAGGAUUUUGGAGGAAUUGGAUACCAAGUACAAUACUGUUUCAUAUCAAGAUCUUUGUAAAUCCCUGUGUGCCAGAUUUGACCUGGUCCAUUUGGCUAAGCUGAGGAGUUUGCUAUUCUACACAGCAUGCUUGGAUCCAGCUUUUCCAGCAACCUUAUUCAAAGACAAGAUGAGGUGCUCGGUAGAGGACCAGCAGUCCAAGAAGUUAAUGGUGGCGGCAGACAUUGUCACCAUGUUUAACCUAAUCCAAAUGAAUGGAGGUAUGGCCAAAGACAAGCUGCCGGUGGGUCAAAGACCUAAAUUUCACAAGAACCAGUCUUUCGAGUCCUGUCGAUCUGAUAGUGACGUAUAUAAAUUUAGCGACAACGACAGGGCGUACAAUCUCUUGGACACCAGGGGUCAUCAUGUGUCUCGGAAUUCACCCCGCCCUAAGUCCGACUGUAACAACUGCCAGCGGUUCAUUCCAACCUCAGACCCCAACUUCCUCUUGGGAGUCACCAAGGAUCUAAAAUGUAGGGCAGCAUCACUGGAUAAGCUACAGCAUCUGCCACAGUACUCCAAUGUCAGUCCUCCAUGUGAGAUGCAGAGUACUUACUUUCCCAUGGAGAUUGACAGCGAGUCUACAACGGACCAGGACUCUCUGCGUGUUAAUUCAGGUGUGAAGGAUGCUUUCAUGUCCAGAGGAGAGCCAUUUACUGUGCACUCGUGUGUGCAAAAGCGGAAUAUCUUCAAAGAGGAUUUUCACAACCUUGUUGCCUUUUCACCCAAUGUGAUCACCACAGAGUGCAGAGCAAAAUCCAAAGUGGGAGGAGAUUACCAUCGGAGGGAGCUGAACAAGCCUCCCACCUUCUUUAAUCACAGUUUUGAGCUGCCAUACAGCAACCCUUACUUUGAACCCGUCAACUCACCCAUCCAGAACAAAGGGCGUGUAAAGCACGAGAGUCUGGAUGACUUGCAGGCAUCCACUUAUUUUGGACCUACAACAGUCUCUGAGUGUGUGAGCAACAGGAGGACUUCUAGCAAGCAUGGCAAACCGCCAGCCUGGCCUGUAAAGAGCUUGAGCCUCAAUACUGAAGAAGCUCCUGACUUUGAGAGGUCCUUCUUGAACGACAAAGUGGCAAUGGACAAUCAUCGCCUUAACAUCGGCGUCAUGAACAACGAUCAACAGUUUCAGUGUGCAAAAGAAAAACCCACUGCCUCUCCCUCAGGUUUCUCCAAGAAGUCCAAUGGAAUCAAAACAAAAGAAAUGACUUCGGUGGCUUGUGGACCCAGUGUAGAGAAAAGAGAGGUUGGAAAAAGGUAUAAGGACAAGAACAUCAACUGCCCAUCGUUUCAGCCAGGUAAUGUGGACAAUGGUAUGAGUGUAGGCACCCAGACCGAAAAACCUGAACACAGGAAACUAAAAGAUUUCACUAGUCACACCAAAUAUGGAGAGAGGCCCCCCUUCAAACACUCAGAUGAAGAUUCUGAGAUUGUCAGUGAUGAUAUUAGCGACAUCUUCCGCUUUCUGGAUGACAUGAGUGUGUGCGACUCUAUUGGCGUUGUGCAGUCAUCAUGCUACAACAGCAAUGGCUCACUGUCCCAGGUCACAAAAUCAGAUGGUGACAGCUCACCCGAACAUAACACGAUCAAACUGGGCAAAACUGGCAUCAAGCUCGACCACCUCUUUCAGACGCUGGAAAACUCAGACGAUGAACUCAAAGAGAGUGUUUUCAAGCUGGUUCUCAAGAUUGGUGAGAUUGAAAAGAAACUCGAGUCUCUUUCGGGGGUGCGGGGUGAGAUUUCGCAGGUGCUCUCGAAGCUUAACAAGCUGGAUGAGAAGAUUCAAGAACCGGAGCCAAAUGGGAAAACAACCGAUAACGGCAUUGUGGAGCAGAUUAAGACUGAUGUAAACCUCUCUCCUCACGUAUUCCAGUGUCACACGACAGGACACAAUAUAAAGGUAGAAAAAAGUCCAGAAUGGCGUUGCUCAGAGGCCGACGAGAGCGAAAGCCUAAGGGUAAAAGCAUUAAGGAAAAGCAUGUUUACACGCAGGUCAUCCAGAUCGUUAACUGAGGAAAAUAGUGCUACCGAGUCCAAAAUAGCUAGCAUCACUAACUCACCUCGAGAUUGGAGGACUGUUUCUUAUUCCAACCAUACAGGGGAAGAAGGAAAAGAAAGAGAGCGACAUAGUGAAGGAAAAGACAGACACAGGAAACCAAGAGAGACAGAUCGACAGUAUGAAGCCCACCAGGCACACCGUUCCUCAAAGCCGCCCAAGGACUCCUACCUGGUUGAGCAGGUGUUCAGCCCGCACCACUUCCCUUCCGCAGUCAAAUCUCAUGUAAAGGGCAGCCCUCUCUACACGGAUCUGCGGCUGACCGGCCUUGCUGAUGCCAAGCGUUCCCAGCCCUCCUGGACCAUAGAAGAAUUCAAACGUAACUCAGGAGACAAGAACAAGCUCAGCGCAUUGGACUUGCAGGUCCAGGAUUCACUCAACCCCAACAAUCUAGAAUACUGGAUGGAAGACAUCUACACUCCGGGUUAUGAUUCGCUGCUCAAACGCAAAGAGGCGGAGUUUCGCAGGGCCAAGGCAUGUAAGAUCGGUGCGCUGAUUGCUGCGGCAGCCUGCACUGUGAUACUGGUCAUCGUAGUGCCCAUUUGCACCAUGAAGUCUUGAGGUUUCUUGUAUUAUGUGGAUUUGUGUUUGUAUAAUUUUAUCUUUACUGGGUAAACCUGGGACACUAGAGAACUUUUUGUCGAGUUUCUCGAUUUAAUAUUUUAGUCUGUUAUUAGGUCUAAUUUGAGCCACUGGCCUUUUUGGGAAUGUCAUUCAAAGUAUAUUAUAACAGAGAACUCAAUGAAAUUUGAUGUUUGUCUUUUUUAUUUAUAAUAGUCAAUAUUUAUACUUUGAAUAUAGUAGAUAACCUUACUAAAGAUUCAGAGGUGCACACUUGUUUUAUAGUCCAAUAUAUUAUGUACCAAUAUGUUUUAUGUCUGCUUUUUCUGGUACUGCAAUAGAAACUGGAGGGAAAGCUUUUUUGUUUAAGCAUAUUAUAUUUUUUACCAUACUAUGAUUAUAAGAAUUAAAACAAAUGUUAUUUUGACUACACAAGCAGAAUGUUUCAGAGAGGAGAGGCAUUUAUCUUUGGAGAAUGUUGGAAAGGCUGGGUUGUGUGCAAUGCCUUUUUCUAUAAAAUCUAUAUAAUUCAUUGCCACAUGUAUUAAGUGAGACCACAUUAUGUAUGCGAGAAUACAAAUGUAAGUGAUUGUAUUGAAGGGCGAUUAAGAGUUUUGAGGUGCAAUAAAAUGAUGUUUACUCAUCAUUUUAUUAGUGACAUAGUUUUGAUUUAGGGAUGCACCGAAUGUUCGGUUUAACUAAGCUGGUUUAACUGGUUUCUCAGCCUUGUUUAGCUGGUUACAGCCAGGUUUUAGAGGGGUUUUAGAAACUUUUUAGUUGGUCUUAGCUGACCAGGCUGACGCACCAGCUUAAAAAAGCUUGACUUUGUUCAAAGAAAUCCUCCGUUGUGUGGUGUCAUUUGCAAUUAUUUGACUGCUCCCGAUUGCAUUUAUAAGGCAUGUAGGCCUCUUACUCAACGCUGGUUGCUGUUUGGUCAUGCCAUCAAAAAUUUUAUUGUGUGGUAAAAUUUAAACAGUGUUUUAACUAAUACUUGGUACACACCAAAAUAUUUUUUUUUUUUACAUCUUAUAAGAUUUUCAAAAUGUGAUAGACCACAAACAUGAGGAUAAAAAAUACUAGAUUUAACCAUUUUGCACCUAUAGUGUGUGGUGUGCCAUGAUGUGUCAAAUACAGCACAACACACACUAACAGUUUUUCAACCAUGAAAAACUUGACCAUGUCUUGACCAUGAACACAGUCUUGACCAUGAACACAGGAAAUCUUGCGAGACUUCCGAAUAAGCAUGGCUGACGAUAUGCAGGAAGAAAUUUCAAUUAAUGUGUUUGGAAUGAUUUUCAAAAAAAAAAAAAAAAUCAAGGGAAAAAAGGAAAGGAUUUGGUUGAAGUCAUGGAGACAGCGGAAACAUGGUCUGUACAAGUUAACUUUGCAUCAACUUCAAUUUGUAAUGCACUAUGACUGCUUCCGUCUUCCAUCAUCUCACUUUCUGAUUGGAUAUUGUUUCGUUUCACGUGAUAAUCUCAAGAGCGUGCAUGCGGGGUUCCCCACAAACAUCAGGAUUUCUGAUCGUAAAGAUUAAACAUGUUAAAUAUUUACAAUUCGUUAUCGGGGCGGCUCCGACGUUCUUCUGAUCAAGUUCGGACACUUUUAACACACCUUACACCAAGGGAAAAUCUGAUAAGAUAAUUUGUAGAACCAUCAAGAUAAUUGGGACAUAGCUAGGAUUGUCAGAAGGGGGGAAAUCGGCUAAAAAUCAGCCCGGUUAUCUUUUGGUGUGUACCAGCAUUAUUCGGCCGAAUGCUUUUUUACCGUUAUUUUCAGGCAAAUAGUUUCAGUUGUCGAACAUUCAUUGCAUCCCUAUAUUAGUGAGGUCUGUAUUCAAAAACUAAAUUGUAGCAUAGCUGCUUACAUUUUGAUUGUGAUUAUCUUUUGCCUUGUUAUAUCAUAACUAAUCUUAAUAUACUUGAAUUGCUAAAUUACUUUUAGCUAGCUCAGUUUGUUUUGAAAGUGAAAUGUUGCUUUUUGCACUCAUUUAUUUUAUUAAAAUUGAAAUACUGUGAACUACAAAAUUUUAUUUACACCUGUAGUAAGAACGGUGAGAGUGGUAAAAUAGUAGGACUGUGAAUGAAAACUGGCUGUUGGUCAAAAAUUAUAUUUCAUCGUGACUCUGUUCCAAAAUGCUGUUUACUGCCUACAUAAGCAGCUGACUUCUUAGGCAAAACCUCAGAAGUCACUGAUUUAGAAUAAUCUACAUAAGCAGUGACACCAUUCGCUCCCAAAGACUUGCCCUUUAAAUUAUUUCAUCUGAGUUUGGUGUGAGCGUGAUGCUAAGCUAAUGACGCAACACCCAAAUAAGCAUAACACUACAUAGCACACUGACAAUGUACAAUAGAAAAGGUGUUUAUUAUAUUAGCAUAGAGAAUUAUUGUAUAUUUUUUUGUAUUAAAUGAAAAUGCAUUUAUAAUCAACAUUUGCCACCUGCAUUGGAAUUUGGUUCCAAGAACAUAUCUAUUUUCAUUUUCAAAAUUUCAUUUAAGCGUUUGGUAGACACUUUUAUCUGAAGCAAUUUACAGGGCAUUUCAAGGUAUACAUUUUUAUAAGUAUGUGUGUUCUCUGGGUAAAAACCCAUGACCUUUGCGCUCCUAUUAAUAGUCUACCACUAAGCUAUACAGGAGUUAAUGCAGCAUGAUUGUAUUUAAUGUACUGUAAUGGGAGUGUCUAUGAUGUGUUACAUUGUUGCUGCUUACUAUACUGUAGGCAGCAUACUAGGUUUUGGAAAAGAGUCACAAAACAUUGUAACAUCCACUUAAAAUUUACAGGUUAUUCAGUCUAUGUCAUAAGGAUCCUUGGCUAUAUAAUUAUUUCUGAAGCUACUCACUUCCACAACAACAACCUGACCUAAUGUUUCCUUAACAUGGUAAAAACAUUGGCAUCCCUGCUGAAAAAAACAGCAUCAAACCAGCAUGGGAAUUAUGCUGGUCUAUGCUGGUUUGAUGCUGGUUUAGCUGGUGGUCACCAGCAUACCAGCACCAAAACACAACAUAUGCUGGUCUUGCAGGUAUGACCAGCAUGGGAUGCUGGUGCUAAUGCUGGUUUGGUGCUGGUUUAGCUGGUGCUAAUGCUAGUUUGAUGUUGGUUUAGCUGGUGCUGGUGCUAAUGCUGGUUUAGCUGGUGUUCACUAGCAAACCAGCACCAAAACACACCAUAUGCUGGUCUUGCUGGUAUGAUGGUUUUUUCAGCAGGGCUGUCUUUGUAAAGUAGUUUGUUGAAUAAUGGCAGGUUUGAUACCCUACAUUUUAAAGGUGAAGUUUGUAAUUCCCUCAAUGAUGAAAUAUUAUACUUUCUCCUGUACCAUUAUAAUGUGCAGAAAGAGUCUAAAUGGGUGGCACAGCGGCUCAGUGGGUAGCACUGUUGCCACACAGCAAGAAGAUCCUUGGUUUGAGACCUUGCUAUGUCAUGUGGCCUUUCUGUGUGGAGUUUCAAUGUUCUCCCUCUGUCAGUGUGGGUUUCCUCCUGGGUACUCCGAUUUCCUCCCACAGGACAAAAACAUGUAAGUUAUGUCGAGUUCAGACCGCACUACUUUCAAAGUAGUCGAGUCACAGAUCUUUUCACACUGCAUGAUUAUCUGGGGUAGCGUGCAGUCGUUGCUGUGUUGACACUGCACUAUGGAUUGGCAACGAGUUUUUGUAACAGUCAGAAGAAAAAAAGAAGAUUGUAAAGGAGGAAAUGGUUGGAGAGACUCCUCCCUAAACUUCCAGCUAUGUUGCUCUAUCAUUGGCUGUAGGUCAUCGCUGAUGUUAUUUUCAGUCAGAACACAUUUCACUUGCCGAUUCUCUCAGAUCGCGUCUUUGACAAUUCACACUGUUUGAUUGUCCCUCACGUGAACAAGCACCGAUUUGCCUGUGAUUUCAGGUAUUUGUCUGCGAUUUCUCAAAACUUGCCAGCGAGUCAAAAUUGGGGCAUAAAUCGUGCCAUCUGAACUCGGCAUUAGGUGAAUUUGAGAUACGGAAUUUGCCCCUCCCCAACCUGUACAGUAUAUGGAUUAACUGGUUCUCGCCAUGUAUUUAGCCAUAGAUGCUGAAAUGGUGGAAAAAAUAAAUAAAGAGGAAGACAAAGAGUCUAAACACUGUGGCAUUUUCAAAACACUGAGCAACGAUGGGAUUGGUAGAAGUGUUUGAAAGCACCCAUCAUUUUUUGCUGUUCCAUUUAAUGGUGAUAGUGACCUAGAAAUUACAGACUUCACCUUUAAGAUACUUUGGAUAUGCACAUGGAGUGUUGAUAUUACAACUUCUGCUACAAUGCUGUAGACCUCUGUGAAAUGUAUUUUCACUGUAGUUUUGCAAUAUUAGAAUAAAAAAUUAAAAGGCUUAUCCAAAAAAAAAUUUAUUAUGCCAUUUAAUUGAUCAUAAAAUUUCAAAUCAGUUUAAAAAAAAACACACAUACAUACAAAUUUCUAUUAAUGAUUGAAGUGAACUUUCAUUUUUGGUUUAACAACUCUUUAAAUCAGCCCAACCAAUAUUUAGGUCAUUGAAUGUGACCUUUUAUUUAAUGUGCAGGUGACCAUGCCUUUGACACAGGUACUGUGUGUAGUAGCACGCUGUAGGACCAUGUAAAUAAUUUCAGGUUCAAAGUGCAUUGUGUCAAUCAAAUGUAUUCUAAUAAAUCUCUUACUGUUCA
Messenger RNA from Paramisgurnus dabryanus, 7600 nucleotides. The record is from RefSeq and is a predicted model, not a curated record. NCBI's taxonomy places the organism in Eukaryota, Metazoa, Chordata, Actinopteri, Cypriniformes, Cobitidae.